UGAAUUUUCCCAUGUUCCUAAUUUGUCUCCCAAGUCUAUCCAAUCUCAAUGCGUACUUACGUCCGUAUUCGUAAUCAUACCUUACAGAAUAAAAACGAUUGAUUACCUUUGGGGUGCUAGUCCAUUACCAUAUCAACAUAUCAAGUCUACAGCAUCACUUCCUUCCUCGCCAGCGCCAAAAAUCGUGACCAUAACAUGACCGUGCGUGUUGACGUAGGGGAACAUGCAUAUUCCGCCACAUUAUGGGAAUGGAUUGUUCUCCUCUCAAAGGCGACCGCGAUAACUUUCCGACUCAUGUUGAAAGCCGCAAAGGCAGGCCGACGUGACCAGAAGAAUGGCUUGACUUUCCACCAGUACAUCGCAUACCAAGGAAUGCGCGACUACCAGUGCGGUCUAGAUGCAGUCGCUAUCCAAAACCUGCUUCCCUCGACGUCUAAGACUUGCGAAGGAUUCGCCAGUAGGCACAGGAUCGCGAACUCAACUAUUCGGCUUCCUUGCGGGACGACUGCCCAAUGGCUCGGGCCCCGCAACGCGCUCAAGGUCGUAGUCCUCUUCCAUGGCGGUGGCUACAUGUCGCCGGCGCUCAGCGAGCAUGUCUCGCUCGCAUUCGGCAUGUCGGAUCCCUCUCGACGAGACGCUGCAGUUGUGGUUUUGUCAUAUAAUCUCGCCUGUGAGAGCGCCAAUCGCUAUCCACGCCAGCUGCAACAGGCCGUUGCAUUGCUCGGCCAUCUCCUUCACGUGGAGAAGGUAUUGCCAUCUUCGAUUACCCUGCUCGGUGACUCGGCUGGUGCUCAUCUAUUACUAAGUCUCGUCUUGCAUCUGAGCCAUCCAAACCCACUGGUGACACCGCUCAAAUUCUCGGGCAGAUUAUCCGGCGCCGUCCUCGUUUCGCCGUGGGUCACCAUGGAUACGUCUGCGGCGUCAAUGCAGCUCAACAAAGAUAAGGACGUGCUAAGCGCCAGUUCCCUCGAAUACUGGGCACAGAAUUUCUUAGGCGGCGCGGAUUAUGACUCCUGGAAUACGCCAACUAUGGCGCCAGAGGAGUGGUGGGGGGAUUUGCUGGUAGAUGACAUCCUCGUCCUAUAUGGACACGAUGAACUACUGCGUGACGAUACUCUCAUAUUCUGUGAGAGACUGCGAGCUGGCCAUGCGAAAACAACCGUGUUGGACUUCCCCGGUGAAGCCCAUGUGCACAUGCUAAUGAAUCGGUUCCUGCGUAUUAAUAAACCUUGCAAGUCGGAGGAAACGCUUGUUAACUGGAUGGAUAGUCAUCUAGGAGACGGCGACUGUGUUUAAAUCCAUAAUAGGAACUAAGAACUAGUGCCACAUGGUGAGAACUCGACCCAAAUCGACGGCUACUAGAUUAAGGGUUAAGCGGCAGGGAAGAAACCGAGAAGGGACGAGGAGGUAGAAGGAGGACGAGAGAAAGAUGACAAGGGCAAGAACUGUCUUUGCACUGCUUAGUACAGACUAACUAGCUCGCCCUGAAAUUCUUGCCAUUCUCGAGAAGGGAUAACUUGCUGGUGCAUUCCUAGAGCGGCUCCAUUGUAUUUGCACAGCUUCACAUUUAGUCUUCACAGUUGCCAGACAGCUAGUAGUUUCUUUGAGAGAUUAUAAGCUUCAAAGGUAUCUAGACUAAAAGCACAAACACUUAUCGAACUCCUCUCAAAGCUCAAGAGAUCCUCCACCAAAAAAAGAGAAUAAAUAUCAGACAUCCCCAG
Molecule: messenger RNA, 1721 nt
Organism: Pseudogymnoascus verrucosus
Lineage: Eukaryota; Fungi; Ascomycota; Leotiomycetes; Thelebolales; Thelebolaceae
Exons: 4
Coding region: 196-1296 (366 amino acids)
Molecular function (GO): hydrolase activity
Source: RefSeq, a predicted model, not a curated record